This is a messenger RNA of Staurois parvus, 287 nucleotides long. The record is from the annotation of a GenBank genome assembly. Lineage: Eukaryota; Metazoa; Chordata; Amphibia; Anura; Ranidae.
CACCAACAAACACACACAAACAGAGACACACCAAGACAUGUACAUUACCAGGGGCAGACUGACCAUUUGGAAACUCGGGCACUGCCCGAGGGCCCGGGGUCAGUAGGGGGCCCCAUGAGAUGCCCCUGGUACCUUUUUCAUAGGCUUUUUUUAGUUUGGGCAAGGACACAGGGGCCCCAUGAUCCCCUAUUGCCCGGGGGCCCCAUGAGUUGUCAGUCCGCCCCUGCCAAUGGUGAAGAGAGCGGUUGACAAUGGUUGGUAGUGCCUGGGAGCGAUGACAUCACCCA